Aspergillus calidoustus is the source of this 2484-nucleotide messenger RNA. NCBI's taxonomy places the organism in Eukaryota, Fungi, Ascomycota, Eurotiomycetes, Eurotiales, Aspergillaceae. The record is from the annotation of a GenBank genome assembly.
AUUGAAUUGCCGACGGUCGAUGGCAAGUUCGCACAAACGAAAUGUCCAACGAGACAAUUGAUUGCGAAUAAUCGAGCUACUCCUUUGCGAUUUGCACUGUGCAAUGCAAGCGGAUGUGAAACUGGAGUUACAGGGAUAUCAAUCCUGGCCUGGGAUCUAGUGCGCUUCGGCAAACUUUGCUUCCAGCUCGCUGGGUCCGAAAAUCCACCUCUUACCGGUUGGAGUCAACUUUUAUGCAAUGCAGAAUGCGUUAUUGGAGUGAAGCGUGCUCUUGCGGCCCUCCAGACCUUCGGAGAAUUUGGAUUCUUCUCCUUCUCAUCUCGUCUCGUGGCGACCCGAGAUGAAUCUAGCGGACGCACAGUCCUCCUUGGGCCCUGUCCCCUGGACACUAUUGUCACUAUUCACGCUGAUUCAGGCACCGUCAGCAGCGGCACAGCACAGCAGCGUGCUGAUCACUCGCUAAUGACUCGGUCGCCUGUAGGGUAUAUCACGGAAUCCUCCGGAGAAUCGUCUGGCCUGCAGUGCUGUGCAUGUUGCUCCUGCAGAUUUUCUCUUUUAGGAUACAGGCUCAGCGAUCCAUCUCUCUCUUGAGUCUGUGGUUGCAAUAUUGUAUCACUACUUGCUCGUGGCGUUCUCUCCGCACUCUCUUCCUGUACUAUUGACUGAGAGUGAGGAUUCUCUCUCCUGAGUUUGGCCUUUGGAGACUUCCUCUUUCCUUGGCAGUGGCACAUCCUGCCAUGAUCCAGAUCCAUCUCCAGGCUUUAUUUACGCGGGACCCUUCUCCGGAUCCGCCUGCCCUGCGCCUUUUUUUGGUUGACAGUCUGUGACAGUGACAGUGCCUGACAGCUCAGCGCCAUCUCACCUCUAGCAUCGAGUCAUUCACUGUCCGAAUUUACUCGCGACUCGCCUAUACCUUACUGACCGCUGGCACGCUCUGAGCCUGCACCAUGGCAGACACAGACUACCCGGGCGCAGUCCCUAUUCCAGAGGGCGAGGUGUACGAUCCGGAUUUCUCACAUCCAUAUCUAUAUAUCGAGAGUCGAGCGAUUGUGAUAGCCGGAUUGGUUUUCUGUACACUCUCGUUGAUGAUCCGGGUGUAUACAAAGGCUGUGCUGCUGCAUAAGUUUGGGUGGGAUGAUGUUUCAAUUAUCGGAGCGUGGGUAUUCGCCAUCGUUACGCAGGUGCUGUGUUUAUAUGGCUACGCCCACGGUGGCAUUGGCCUGCACAUGUGGAACAUCACACCGCAAAUGUUCCUCAACUUCCAAAAGGGCAUCUUCGCCGCCGGCGUCGUCUACGUCCCCGCCCUCGCCCUCGCAAAAGCCUCGCUGAUCAUCCUCUACUACCGCAUCGUCGGCCAACAACGCCUCUACCGAUUCGCGCUGUACGGCAUCGCCGCCAUCGUCGUCGGAUACUCAAUUGCAAUUACAUUCGCGCUGAUUUUCGCAUGCAGACCCAUUGCAAAGGCCUGGAACGGCGCGCUCGAGGGCACAUGCAUUGAUCAGAAUGGACUGUAUGCGGCGACCGCGGUCACGAAUACGGUUACGGACGUUGCUCUGAUUGUGGUGCCGAUUCCGGUCGUGGUCUCUCUGCAUAUGCCGCUUAUUCAGAAGAUCGGCUUGUUUUUUAUGUUUGUUAUUGGUUGCGCGACCGUUAUUACCAGCGUCAUCCGUCUCGUUACCCUCUUCCCUUUCCUCCAGGCCUAUGACAAGACCUACCAGAUCGCAUGGACGGAUCUGUGGAUCAACGUCGAAGCAAACUUCAUCAUAAUCUGCGCCUGCCUUCCCUUCCUCCGACACUUUCUCCGGCGGUACGCCCCGAAACUCAUCGGCGAAGGCUCCUCGGCGGGGGCGCGCUACUUCAAAAACUACCACGCCGCGGGCUCCACAACGAACGGAACGGGGACGGCAAACGGGACGCGAACGAACCGCUCCUGGCGCCGCAAACAACCCGGUCUGUCCGUCCUCGCGACGGACGAGGUCGAGCUCGCGGAGAACGGGGAGAGCAUGGCGACGUCGGGGCCCGGGUCUGGCGUGCGCAUUGUCAAGGAGGUGCAGUGGGAUGUGACGGAGGAGAGCGUGCGUACUGCAUCUUCGAGUGGAGUGGGUGGGAGGGAAAGGGAGGAUUUCGGCGAGGGGUUUCGGGGGGCUGUUGGUGAUGAGAGAAGAUCUUGAUGUCAUCCAUGAUUCCUUCCGGGUUCCCUGGCUAUGGGGGAAGAGGGAUUGUGGGAUGCGGAUACUAUCGUUUACAUUUCAUUCUUGGUCUUUGCCGAGCGGGGUUCUUUUUCUUUUGUACAAAAUUUCCACGAUAUAUAUCCACAACAACUAAUUCAAUCAUGUGCGAAAGCAUAAUAUGACCAGAAUUCGGUACAAGUGCUUUCAGCCCUGGCGUGCUUCGACUCAUCGAUCAACAAUGGGAAAUCCCACCUGGCGAGUAGUUUGAUGGUGCCAGUGGAUGCUGCUAGCUGGCUUCUCGGUUUUUCGCCCA